Erigeron canadensis is the source of this 321-nucleotide messenger RNA. Its product is annotated as protein HEAT INTOLERANT 4-like. Gene Ontology annotation, biological process: regulation of cellular response to heat. The transcript has 5 exons. Bases 19 to 321 code for a protein of 100 amino acids. Lineage: Eukaryota; Viridiplantae; Streptophyta; Magnoliopsida; Asterales; Asteraceae. The record is from RefSeq and is a predicted model, not a curated record.
UCUAAGUUUGACUGAGAUAUGGAUGAUCUAGAGGAAUUUACUGAUGAGCUAACUGCUGCGGACUUGCUGCCUGAAGAUCAGAAGGAUGCCUUCAAGGAGUUUGUCAAGGAAAGGGUUCGAGAAGGAAAGAGGGCUAAUCGUGAGGCUAGGGAAAAGCGAAAGAAAGCUCGAGAGAACAUGAGUCAAGAGCAAGUGGCUGCAUUUCAGAACAUGAAGUUUUAUAAAUUUUAUCCUGUUGCGACACCUGAUAUCCCGGAUGUCUCGAGUGUCAAGUCUCUAUUUAUAAAUAGGUAUUUUGGCAAGGCACAUGAAGUACUUUGA